UUAUUUACACUUAAAUGUUGCGGUUAUUAGUAUUCUAUCUUUAUUUUUCGUCAUUUAUACUUUCUGAAUAAAUUAUGUGAGAAUGCUCAUCAAAACUCAUUGGUGUUAAUUUUCAAUCCAUCACGAUAAAAUAAUAAUAUCAAAAUCAAAUUACAGGAGGCUAUUCAUGUGGUUUGCUUAUUUUCCACGAAUGGUGCACUAACAUCAUGUGGUUUAUUAUUAUAUUUUGUUUUACAUAUGUAGCACUAUCUACAACAAUACAAAUAAUUGCUAUUGUGACAUCUAGUGGACACAUUUAGAACAGCAGUUUAUUUUCAUUCGAAAAUGUCUGAUCAUUUCACUUUUUAUGUAUUCAACCCAAAGGCUGGGUUAUUUUUAACUGCAAUGCUGGGUCAAUUGUACCAACUUAAUGGGUUAUUUUAAUGUGUUUAGUUGUCUCUGCAUGCAGAGGCUAAUAUUGCAACUUGUAGUAUCCAACAUUUGUUUUGUAGUCUGAAGAUCAUAAUGAUUUAUGUUUCCUACAGGAAUGAGUAGUUUUUAAACUGUUCGCCAUCUUUCCUUUGCAGACCAAAUUCACCACCAUAGACUUUGUGUAUGAAGAUUUUUUUUUUUUAUAUAUAUAAUCAAUCAUAAGAAAUUGUUAUGAGUGAUUUCGAUUUUGAACUGCUUUUCACGAACAGUGAACCAUACAACUAGGUUACUGGUUGGACCACAACAACUAACCAACUCCUUAGGAAUAACUCAUAAAAAUGACCCAGAAGGUUCAACCCAGCGUUUGGGUAGAAAAAUUCAACCAGCAAUUUUUGUGUGUAGAAUAUGUCAAAGCUUUACCGUGACCACAGUUUGAGACAAAGAAACACUGGUGUGUUGUUUUUAGAACUGUGACUCUUUGGGCACCGCACAAUUCGAUUUGAUUAUUCGGUGUAAUUGUACAAAAGACUGUGUCUGUAAUGCUCUUUUUUUCUUUUUGUGUCAUUGGGUUGCUUGAGUGUAGUUUCCCUUUUACGACACUGGAGGGGGCAUUGAAUGCAUCAUUACAACAGCUAGUUGUCAUAGUGACGGUGAACUUCGACGUCAAUUGUUUAAUCGGCAAUGUGCGUCAAUACAAAUUUGACGGCUCCUCUCUGGGAAUGGACACCGGCGUGCAGCGGAAAGACAACCAGGACGUGUUCGCCGACGCCGAGCGCUCGUCGGUGCCUGCACAGUUCGGCCACGAAGGAGCCCCCGCCACGCUCAAAACCGAAGCCUCCAACUCGGAAUACGCUUUUAACCCCUGCGAGGGUCCCAAAGACACAUACGCCCCCUCCGCGCUCGCCUACUCCGGCAGCUUCUACGUGGAGGCGUCUCAGGGAGCGCCGUGCACCACCGAGACCCUCCUCAACAUGAUCACCGAGAUCGUGGGGAUAUCCACCGCGCCGCUCUCCGAGGCCCAGCAUGGCGCCAACAGCCGGGGGGCCUCCUACACGCCGCCCGUGGACGUCGCCCACUUCGGGGACGUCAAACGGCAACCGUUCGCCGACCACCAGACGGGGUUCGCCCAGGACCAGGCCGACCUCCCGGCUCCGGAGGCCUCCACGUCCCAGCUCAGCUUCCUCCAGACCAAAGCCGAGCCCAAGCCCGAGGCGGCCUCCUUCCCGGUGGUGGUCAAGAACGAGUUCGAGAGCUACGAGUGGGGGGCGUUCAAGUCGGACUGUUUGGAGAGCAGCUUCCAGACCGAGACCUUCCCCAUGUCCAACGACUUCCCGCCGGAGCAGCAGAUGGACGUGAAGGAGCUUCUGGACACCUUCCCCGCCAUGUGCCCGAACCCGGAAGUGGAGUUCAAAGUGGAGGGGGGCAUCAAGCAAGAACCCUGUUUCUCCGACACCUGCUCCCAGAGCUACGCUUACAACGGGUACCUCCCGGCGCCCGUCCUGAAGCCGUACCCGGACCCCUCUCCGGCGCCCAAUCAAGUCGACUCCAUUUACGCAUCCCCUGCCCUACCCAGCACCAUAGACUCCAUCCUCUACUCCUCCUUGCUGUCGGAUUCAUUCGUGCAGAGCUACACCACUCGCGCCAACACCGCCCCCGCCCCGGUUGCCGCCGCCACCACCUCCAAGCCCCCCAGGGCCCGCAAGACCCCCGCCGCCUCCUCCGCCCACGGCCCGGCCAAGGAGAAACCCUUCACCUGCCCCAUGGAGAGCUGCGACCGGCGCUUCUCCCGCUCGGACGAGCUCAACCGGCACAUCCGCAUCCACACGGGCCACAAGCCCUUCCAGUGCCGCAUCUGCCUGCGCAGCUUCAGCCGCAGCGACCACCUGACCACGCACACCCGGACUCACACCGGCGAGAAGCCCUUCUCCUGCGACGUGUGCGGCAAGCGCUUCGCCCGCAGCGACGAGCGCAAGCGGCACGGCCGGGUGCACCAGAAGCAGAAGGAGAAGAUGGAGCUGAAGCCACAGGUGACUCCGACUCCCAGCGCCUGGCCCUUCGCGCUCUCCGAGGGCAUUUGAAGACGCGGUAGCGCCGCCGCGAUUUUUACGACCCCCACCCCUCUCCCUAGUGCUUAAAGACGGUGGACGCUGGAAGGCGGGAAUUGACAGGGAAGGGUCCCGCUACGCCCUGGUCACCCGAGGCCGAAUUGAAGCAGGCGUCACCAGGUUGUGAAAGUGGGCGAGCAAGCCGACAAUCACGUGUCGCUGCCACUUCUAAGUCAGGGCGACCUCUUUUGCUAUGCGGGUUCUGCAUGGCUGCGGUUCAGCACCACACAUCUGGACAGCUCCUACUUCCAUCCUCUCAUCCAGGCUGGGUUGCACUUGAUUUUUAUUCAGAUUGCUCUAUUUUUUUUUUUUCUCCUGCUUUUUAGAAUAGUGGCAAUUAUUGUGCAUGUUUUACUUUCCUUUUUUCAACCUGGAACAUGGUAACCCUUCGACCGGCUCCCCGCAGCCAGGGCUAUGAAUAUGAAUGUAAGCUAACAUAUUUAUGGUUUUAGCCAUGGAUCAAACUUAGUGUUUGUUUACUCUUAUUUAGCUGUCAGUGUUGGCUUUUGUGUCGUUCAAAUUGUGAAAGAUAUAUCAUUAAUGGGAAAUAAAUAUAUUUGUAUUACUGUACUUCCUUGUAUUUUUAUAGCUGAGUGUAUAUUUUACAUCUAUCACGUUUCAGCCUCAUUUUGGGGGCGAAAUGUUCGACAAAUCUUCAAUAAUGUGUUGGUUUUUGAGGGCUAUUGUUCGGUAACUCAGUAUUUUAAAAUGUUUUUGCACUUCAUCCCAUUGUUGGUACGAUUAUGACGGAUUAAAAAAAAAUGGAGGGUGGGAGGGAGCAGAAUGUGCACUGAAAUUUCAGGAAAAUGGUUUUACAUGUACAGAAAUAUGUCAAGCUAGCACCGACUAGCGAAUAAUAUGAACAAUUGCUUUUGAGUAAUCAGGUAGCACACAUUGCUGCGAGGUUGAAGGACUUUUGACGCGGUAUCUUCUGCCUGGAAAGUUGACAGUUUGGUGAAAUUGUCACUGACAGGGUAUUGAGAAAAAAAAAAAAAGAAGAAAAAAAAGUUAUUUAACUGGCCUUAAGUUAUAUUAACUGUUCAUAUAAAGGUUUUGUACAUAUGCGCAGUUUCUACAAUACACUACGUUGAUAUUGAUGUUGUUAUUUUUAUGAAGAUGACAAACAAAAAUAAACAUUUUCUGCCAGCUGCAA
Messenger RNA from Nerophis ophidion (straightnose pipefish), 3669 nucleotides. Its product is annotated as early growth response protein 4. The record is from RefSeq and is a predicted model, not a curated record. Gene Ontology annotation, molecular function: DNA-binding transcription factor activity, RNA polymerase II-specific; RNA polymerase II cis-regulatory region sequence-specific DNA binding. Gene Ontology annotation, biological process: regulation of transcription by RNA polymerase II. The transcript is spliced from 3 exons. NCBI's taxonomy places the organism in Eukaryota, Metazoa, Chordata, Actinopteri, Syngnathiformes, Syngnathidae. The coding region runs from base 951 to 2489 and encodes 512 amino acids.